UCUCUGUUAUCAAGCGCGAUUUUACGAUCAAAACUUAAGAAUAGAAUAUUGUAAAGAAAUUUGCAAAACUUACAAUGAAUUUGAAGACAUUCGUAAAGAUCUGACAUCGGAUUACUACGAAAAAGUUAUUCGUAAAGAGCAGAUGGAUUUUAUGAGAAGGAUGAGUAAACCGCCGCAGGUUGCAGCAAAUGAAGCCUUGUUAGAAAAUGUGCUUGUGAUGAUCGUCUGCAUAUUGACUAAAAUCCCUGUUUUUGUUGUUGGUGCGCCGGGUGCGUCAAAAUCACUUGCCAUUCGUUUAGUUUCACAAAACCUUCGUGGCGGAGAUUCUGAUGAUCCUUAUUUUAAGACACUACCACAGGUGUAUGUUAUUCCUUACCAAGGUUCAUCAUCUUCAACUACUGAUGGUUUGGUGAAAGUGUUUAUGAAAGCGGAAGAAUAUCAAAAAACCAAUUCAAAGGACUUUCCUUUGAUUACUGUUGUUUUACUUGAUGAAGUUGGCCUGGCAGAGACUUCUCCGCAUAAUCCACUGAAAGUUCUUCAUUCGUUACUUGAACCAAGCUACCCACAAGAAUUUCCUAAUGUUUCUGUCAUAGGCAUAAGUAAUUGGAGAUUGGAUAAUUCCAAAUCGAGUAGAGCCCUACUAAUACAAAGGCCAAAAUUUGAGAGGAAAGACCUGAAUAAUACAGCCAAAUUACUUUUAAAACUCGAGAGAUUUCAAUUACCCUGCUACGAUAAAGUUAAAAUUUUGCACGCAUUGUCCGAGUCUUAUUUGAAAUACGAAAAAGGACAGCCGAUAAAAAACUUUCAUGGUCUUC
Molecule: messenger RNA, 815 nt
Organism: Acaulospora morrowiae
Lineage: Eukaryota; Fungi; Glomeromycota; Glomeromycetes; Diversisporales; Acaulosporaceae
Source: the annotation of a GenBank genome assembly